This is a messenger RNA of Morchella importuna, 798 nucleotides long. RefSeq lists its product as uncharacterized. Lineage: Eukaryota; Fungi; Ascomycota; Pezizomycetes; Pezizales; Morchellaceae. The transcript is spliced from 6 exons. The coding region runs from base 1 to 798 and encodes 265 amino acids. The record is from RefSeq and is a predicted model, not a curated record. Gene Ontology annotation, molecular function: hydrolase activity, acting on carbon-nitrogen (but not peptide) bonds. Gene Ontology annotation, biological process: carbohydrate metabolic process.
AUGGGCAAGAAACGCGUUCUCUGCACCUACGGCAUCGACAUUGAUGCCGUCGCCGGCUGGCUCGGCUCCUACGGCGGUGAGGACUCCACCAGCGAUAUCUCGCGCGGUCUCUGGGCCGGCACCAUCGGUGUUCGCCGCCUCCUCAAGCUCUUCGAAAAAUAUAACAUCAAAACCACCUGGUUCAUUCCCGGUCACUCUCUCGAGACGUUUCCAGAGGAAUGCGCCAUGAUCCGGGAUGCCGGGCACGAGAUCGGCCUACACGGCUACUCGCAUGAGAACCCUGUGGACAUGAGCUGGGAGCAGCAGCGCGACGUCCUCGACAAGUCGUUCCGCCUCAUCACCGAGUUCUGCGGUAAGCCGCCGCGCGGCAACGUCGUCCCGUGGUGGGAGUGCUCAGCGGAGGGCACGGAGCUGCUUCUCAAAUACGGGAUCGAGUACGACCACUCGAUGUCGCACCACGACUGUCAGGCCUAUUACCUGCGCAAGGGCGACUCGUGGACCAAGAUCGACUACACCAAGAGCGCUGACGAGUGGAUGAAGCCGCUCGUUAGGGGCGAAGAGACCGGGCUUGUCGAGAUCCCAGGGAGCUGGUACAUUGACGACCUGCCGCCUAUGAUGUUCAUCAAGGGGAGUGGCUAUGGCGGCGGAUGGACCAACCCCAGAGACAGGUUGAUCGAGCACAUCAAUAAGCACGAGGGCGUGGAAUGGGUCACCAUGGAACAGAUCUGCGACGACUUUAAGAGCAAGAACCCAUAUCCCGCGGGUGCGCUGCUGCCUAGUCCCGCUGUGAAACCUUAA